CUAUAUCAUCUUUUUCAUCUUUUCGUGUCGUUGGCAGCCUGCAUCUUGAACAAUAUGUCCGAUGUAUUUCGUACAUUAUACUUGUUCGAUUGACGAAAAUAGGAAUAAUAAGGACGAGAAACAUUUAUGUGGUGAUCGUAUAUUCGUAUUUUAAUUCACGAAGUGCAUUAAUAUUGAUGUUGUUAACUAAAUUAUGUGUAUCAGUGAUUUAAAUUACGAAUUACGGUAACUAAAAUUUCAACAAAUAUUAAAACUAUCAAUGGCAGAAAAAGAAAGGUUACCAUCUUUUUCAGAAAAAGAUGGCACUAAUGUAUCUCAAUCAAAAGAUACUUAUGUUCCGGAAGAACCAACUCUGGAUAUUUCAAUUUCCUUGUUAGACAUACAAAUGUCAGAAACACCAGAAAGUACUAAAGGCCAAAUAAGUGAUGGUGAUACAUCAAGAUUAGAAAGUCCAAAGACAAUAAAACCAGUACUGGGAAAAAUCCAAGCUAAAAAACGAUUAAUGGCAUUUGCUAAUCAGUUCAAAGUAUUAUCUAAAUCUAAUGUUAAGCCAAACUUAUUUCAGCAUUCUAUUGGAACUUUAAAAAUAAAAGAUAAAACUCUGCUGGAUGAUACAAAUAUAAGUAAAUCAAGAAAAAAAACAGAGGAAAAAAUUCUAGCUAUUGAAGAAAUUCGAAGAGAAGAAUCUAAAAGUAAAAUGUUACUUGCAGAAGCUAUGGCAACAGUAAGUAUGGAAGAUGAAAAUUGUACUAGCAAGAAUAUAUCUGGCUUAUUUGAAAAUACAAGAUAUGUGAAAGAAAAAAAUAAACAUGAAAGAACGAAUAAUGAUCGUAAAAAUAAAUCCAUAGAUCAGAAAUAUUCAAAGAGGUAUCGACAUUGUGACAAAAUUAACAAGGAUUUACAUCAAGAUGUGAAAGAUCGAAAUGGAAAUAUAGAACCUUCUAUACAAAAAUCACCUCAGGAUAGAGAAAGACAUAAAAAAGAUAAGAAAAAGAAAGAUGAUAAAGAUAAACGGGAUAAUAAUAAAUCAAAUGCACAUCGUGACAAAAAAGAAGAGGGAAAGGGUAAAAAAGAAAAAGAAGAGGAGACAAGAGAAAAAAAUGAAGGAAUAAAGAAUAAGAAAGAAAAUAUAAAAGAAAGAGGAAAUGAUAUGUUAGAAAUGAAAUUAGAAAGCAAAGAUAAACAGGAUAAAAAUAAGUGGAAAGAAAAGCUAUUAUUGAAAUGUACUUCUUGGGCAGAAAUACGAAAAUCUGGUUUAACUCUUGAUGAUAUCAUUCAUCUUAAAAGGCGUGACAAUUCGGAACGAUCUGUAAAAGUCAGAUUAACGCAAGAUUAUACACGUUAUCUUGAACAAAUGUUAAUGUUAAGUAAUCACCGUCUAAAACGUCAAGCACUGCUUGUUGACGGACUUGAUGGACCCAAAAAAUAUCCGCCUGAAUCAAUUAAGUUGACAAAACGAGCAAGGGGACUUCAAUUAUUGUAUUGUGAAAAUCCACGCGUUUCUCUUUUGUUAAGUAUUUCGCAACUUUUACAAAUCGUCACUCCUGAACGUCGCGAGAGGAUACGGGACAUAUGCGAAGCAUCUUUACCACGGAUUAAUACAGAAGAAAUAGUACAGCAGAAGCGUAAUUGGUAUCAACAAAUAAAUGCAAUUAAAUAUCAUAAAGAUAUCAAAUGGCAAAUGUCUAUACAGUUUCCUAAAUCGAAGUGGGAUAGUGAAGAUGAGGAAACGUCAAUAAUAGCAAAAAGAGAAGUUAAAAAACCAACGAACAAAACGUUACUUGCUUCCAUAAAUCAACAAGAAGAAAAAUGUUCUACUUCUAAUAUAAUGGACGAAAACAAAUUUGAUAACAAUGUUAAAGACAUUAAAGCAGAUAAAGAGGCCAACAAAAAAAUUAUCGAAGAUAUGACAACAAAUGAUGAAACUUCGACAUCUUCUGGAAAUGAAAAAUUAGCUUCAGAAUAUGAACAGUUUAUGAAAAUGGUAUGCACCGCUGAUAUGACUAAAGAAUAUUCACCAAAGAAAAAUCCCAUUAAGUCUACUUCACACAGCUAUCACGAAUUUAAUAUAGAAUCUAAUUUAAUUGAAGAUAAUACAAAUAUGGAAAUAUUGUUGAACAAUAAAUUUGAUGAAAAAGAUAAACUACAAACUUUAGAAGGAUUAAUCAAGAGUACAGAAUGUGAGGAAUCUACUCUUUCAACAGAUUGUCAAAUACCACUACUUAAUGAGCAUAAUAUGCAAACUGAACAUAUAAAUAAAAAUAGCGAAUCUGAAGAUUCCAAAUCAAUACCAAGUGAUUGGGAAAAUGUUAGAAUCAAAGUAGAGAGAUUGAGUGAUGAGAACAGUGAAUCUAAAGAAAUAAAAAAGAAAACAAAAAAAAUGACAGUUAGCAGCGAUUCAUCUAAUAUUUCUUUAGAGUCGGAAAAACAUAAGAAAAAGAAACGCAAACGAAAAAUACUAAGUAACUCAUCUUCUUCAGAUUCAGAUAGCACAGAUAGUAGUAGCAGUAGUAGCGACUCUAGUAGUUCGGAAGAAAGAAGGAAAAAAAACGGAAGAAAAAAAAUUGGAAAGAAAAGAAGAAAGGCAAGACGUGUUGUACGAACGAAAAAAAAAGAAAGAAAGAUGAGCACUGAUUCCAACAGCAGUGAUUCAGAUGAACACAUAAGGAAGAAAAAAAGAAUUAAUAAGAAAAUAAUAGAAACCAAAUCUAUUAUUGAUGGAGAUAUAAAUAAAAUAAUAUCAAAGUCUACUGUGAUACUUUCACCUUCAGAUAGAACAAAAGUAUUACAUUCAGUAACUCCAGUUAGUAAGAAAGUUAAAAAAGAAACGGAUGAAAACAGAGAAUCUAAGCUAUCAACAGAAAAAGUCACUGCUGAUAUGAGCGUACAUAAUAAUGAAUGUUUAAAACAAAAAAAAGAAAGUAAAGAAAAUCCUGGUGAGAACUUCAUAGAACAAUGGGAAAUGGAUUCUAUGAUGGCGAUGCAACAAAAUGACGGUGAUACCUCAAGUCAGGAUCAUAUUGGAGAAUUGGAGAAAAUGGAUGGUUUAGAAAAGAGCAAAUAUAGAAGGAGAAGGAAACAUAGUCGAGAUAAUGUUCAGCAAGACAAAGAUAAAUCGUCUAAAGAUAAUGAAGAAAAAUUUCAUGAGAAGAAAGUAAGAUCAGAUGAGGAAGUUGAAGCAGUAAGAAAGAAAAGAAAAGAGAAAGAGAAAGAUGUUAGAACUAGCGCCGAAUUUCUUGUAAAAUGGGAAAAAGAAGGUGAGCGUAUUACUCAGCAAAUGAUACAAAAUAAAGUUAAGAAUCCGAAAAAAAUUGAAAAACAGAAAAAAGAAAAAUGGGGAGAAACAGAUUUUGAUACACUGAAUGUCCCAUCCUUAACACAACUCGAAAAAGAGGUAUACGAAAAGCAACUUCUAGCGGAUGAAUGGGAAGUGGAUAGUUUGGAAGCAAUAUCGGAUUUAACUAUGGGCAAACGAAAAAAUAGUCAGAGUUCAUUGAAAAAGAUAGAAAAAGAAGUUAGGUAUGAUAAGAAAACAGAUACUUAUAUUGCAAUAGAAAAGGAAAGUGUAAGAGAAUUGAAAAAGAGACAGGAACGUUUAUGUGCAAUAAGAAUAUGGGAAGAAGAACAAGAGGAAGGUGAAAGAGAAGAAAUGAUGCUCUUAGAACAAAAGAAUAAACGUAAAAGAGAUGACUGGGAUAUAGAAGAAGAAUCCUUUUUACAUAGAAAUAUCGAAGAAACGGCAAUUUGUAAGGUUAAUGAUAUUGUUGAAAUAGGGAAAGAGUGGACUAAAAUAGAUGAAGAAAAUAUCAAAGAGGAUGUAAAUAAAGUAUUAAAACCAAGUUCUAAACGAGUUAAAAAGAGUCGUUGGGACAUGGGUUCGCAAUCUGAGGAACAACUAGAUUCUAAGGAUAUAUGGGAAGAAGAAUAUGCGGAAUGGACUAAGAUUAACAAUCAUGAGCAAGAACUUGAAAAGACAAAGAAAGAGUUUUGUACUACAGAUUAUUCAGAAAAAUCAAUUAAAUCUAAUAUGAUAGAUUUUUAUCAUAAAAAGGCACAAAAUAGAGAGUUAUUAGAAAAAUCAUGGACAUCGGAAGAAGUAGCAAUCAGACUUGAGGAAACAAAGAAAGAUGUAUCAAUGAAACAUUUAAUUUCUACAAAAACAAAUGAAGAACAGCUUACAUCUAUUAAGAAGGAACAUCAAGCUAGAAAUCAAUUGGAAAACAUUUUUGAGUCUGAUGUAAAGUUCAAGGAGAAGAUUAUGGAAUUAUAUAGUCCUAGUUCUCCGGCGCUUUCUCAAAAGUCUCAGGAUAUAGAAGUAUCUAAUGACAGUAAUGGUUCUAAUCUUUUGAAUCUUGAUGAGAAAAGAGAGAAAAAAAUAUUAAUUACAGCAGAUAAACUAUCAAUUCCUAUGUCUGAUAUAUCUUUACAAUUAACAAAAUUACAUGAUAUUAAGUAUGGAUCAAAAACUGAAAAAAUAGGAGAAAUUUUAAAUAAAGUACAAUUAGAAGAUAAAGAUUCUACCCAUGAUUUUGAUCUUAAAAAAGCUGAUAAUUUGUUUGAUGACUUAUCAAUGAAUGAAUUGUGUCCAAAGACAAAGAUACAAAGCUCAGAACAUAUGGAUAUUUUCGCAGAAUGUGGAACACAGAAUGUAAGCAUUAGACGACAUACUAUGAGUACCAAUGUAAGCUCGAGGAAACAUACAAAAGGUGAUGAAGCGAAUGAAGGAAAGAAUGCUCUUAAACUCAUUCCUAAACAACUCUUGAUUCGUCGUACUAAUGAACAAGUAAAACCGAAACGUAUUUUAGAAGCACCAUUACAGAAUCCUGCUCAACAUGCAGCAGCCUUGUUAACAAUACAAAAGAAGCUAUUAGAAUCACAUGCAUUAAAAAACGAUAUUAGAGAAUUGCCGAAUGCAGAGCAAACAGAGCAGUUGAGACAUGACAUAAUAAAUAAUAGCGAAAUUAAUACGCCAUUAGACACUGAAUUUGAUAUGGUUUCCAAAUCGUCGGAAACAGCGAUAAGACGAUCCAAAUCCCCAGUAUCAGAGAAAGCAAUUUUUAUUCGUUCUGAAUUAUCUGAGAACUAUGAUAAAGAAAGCAAAAACAGUGUAAAGAAAAAUAGUCAAAACAAGAGUAGUCGAAAUCUAAAUGAUACUAAUUUUCAAUUAGGUCUAUUAUCUCCUGUCCACAGAAGGAAAAGUCCUAACAAGAAAGAAAGUGAAAAACAAUAUUCAUAUAACAAAGAUAAGAACGAAACAAAGUCCGAUGAUAUAGAAAAGCCUGAUGCAAAGGAUUCAAGAAGUUAUAAAGCAGAUUUUGUAAAUAAGAGAAAAUUGAGCCCUUUAGGACGUGAAAGAAGAAGAAGAAGCAAGAGUCCACAUGUUUCGUGGGAGAGCGAAAGUGGAAGUCCUGGUCCUGGCAGUUGGAGCAGAAGUCAUAGUAGAAGUCCAAAGAAGAAGGACGAAGCUACUACUAGUACGCGAGAUAGAGAUAAGAAAAAGGAAAAAUAUGAUAAUGAGCGAUCAAGUAGAUCGUGGAUGGAUGAAAAAAGAGAGAGAUAUGCGCGGUCUCCAAUAUGUUCUACUUACAAUGAAGAUAACUUUAGAAAACAUGGUACUGUAUCUUCUAAGAGCAAUCGUGAUGAUUGGAAUAGAAAAAGACAUAUGGAUAGAGAUUAUGAAAAAGAUACUAGAUCUUACGAUUCAAUAGAGAUUUUGAGGGAUAGAACAAUGGAAUCUGAAAAAUAUAGGCACAACAGAUUUCAUACGGAAGAAUUGAAUCAUACGUUCUGGCAAUAUGAAAACAGCAAUAUCUUACGAGAUAGUAACGAAUCUAUGGAUUCUUAUGCUAUUGGACAAGAUUUGCCUCUUGAAUAUGACGAUCGAAUGUAUUAUAGAGAAAGAAGUCUAGAAAGGGAUAUGAUACAAUUUUCACCUAAAUCAUUAUUAAAAUAUAGAAGAAGAUCUAAUAUAAAAAAAGAACGGCAAUGGGAGAAAGACAAAGAUUCUUUAGAAUUGGAUCGUCAUAGAUAUCCAGAACAUAGAUUACGAAAUCGGACACCACCGCGAUCAAGGUAUUCACCUAUGCGUCAAGCUCCAGAACGAUUUCGACGAAAAUCUAGAUCACGCUCGAGAUCUUGGUCGCCGUUAAGAUCCCGAACGCGAUCUAGAUCGAGGUCGGAAUCGCGUUCCAGAUCGAUGUUAAAAUCAAAACCAAUAAUGAGAUCACAAUCGAGAUCAAGAAGCAGAUCUCCAUUGGAUACGAAAUCAAGAGAGAAAUCAAUUUCUAUGUUGAAAUUAAGAAGCCCAGAACAUGGGUUUAGAAUAACUGAAUUGCAAUCUUCCAGAUCUUCACCUGGAAUGGACAGACUGAAUGAAAUAGGAAGAGAAAGGAAAAACGAAGAUGAAAAUAAAAAUUUAGCAUGUGGCGAAAGGGGCAGACGUAUAGAGACUAUUGUUCAGUCAGGAGUUACAUCGGCAACAAGCAUCCUAAAUUCAGAAAUGGAUAUUAAUAGCAAUAUGGAUACAACUGUUGCAAACUUCCAAUAUGCAAAUGAAAUAGAGGAUGGAAAUGAAUAUUAUUAUUCAGAAAAUAAUCUUACUUAUCCCCCUUGUAUGGAUGAGUCAUCUACAAGUUCCCCAAAACGGUUAUCUCUUGAUGAUAGAUUAGAAUUAGAACUAGGUAUUAAGAAGCAUGGAAAGGAUUCUACUGAUAUAAUUGCAGAAUAUACUACUAACUUCAAUCCUAAUAUUGUCGCAUAUCCAUCUUCUCCUUCACAACAGCAACAACAGAUGAUAUAUAGACAGCAACCUACAGUUGUACAAGUUGGUAAUGUCUUACAAGUAGUCCCUGCCGAUUUCAAUGGUGCACAAUUGAUGCAUCGAGAAGUACCUGCUGCAAUAGUAACUCCGCCCGUACGAUCUGGAUCCAGUCAAGUAGUUCGGGUAGGUAACGUUCUUCAAGUAGUACCUACAUCGUUAGAUUGGAGUAACAACGGCAAUGACGGCAGCAACGGUGACGAUGGUAGUGGUGGUAAUAAUAGUAGUAAUAGUGGUGGCAACGGCAGCGGUAGCGGUGGCGGCAGCAGCAACAAUGGUCAGUCAUCAUCAACUACAGAGCAGUUAAAUGGAAUUUUAUAUUCUUCAACAGUCCCAGCAACUUCGCCUUCGACGUCUUCGAUUUCUAUGUCUGUACCCAUUCCCGUCCCAGUUCCAUUACCAGUACCACCUACCUUAUCCGCAACGAGUACUCUCGCUCCUAUCACGACUAUAUCACCUGCUGCUCCACUGCCAUUGUCAUUGCCAGUACCUGUUCCUGUGCCAAUUCCAAUCCCAUCCAUAACCACAGCGUUUUCGAGGAACGAGAUUCAGCCACAAAAAAUAGUUCAACCUGUGUAUAAUUACGAAGCUAUACUUGAAACACGCCGUAAGGAACGAGAAGAACGUAAACGAUUACGUGAGUUACGCAGAAAAGAGAAAGAACGUAGGAAAAUAGAACGGGUUAAUCGACGAGCUCUACGAUUAUUGGAAAAAAACAAAAUAUCCCGACAAACAAGUGGGCUUUUGUUAGAUCACUACAAGGACUCAGUUAUGGAUCCAUCAGUUUUGAAAGCAUUGAAAGAGGGUGAAGAAGUUGAAACUGGAUCUCCAUUAAUUAAUUCCAUAAAAAAGGAAGAGGCAAUGUCUAUUAAAGAAGAUGAUGAAGAUGUCGCUAUGGAUGAAGAAGAAGAUGAUGAUGAAGACGAGAUUGAGGCUGAAGCAGAAGAUGAUGAAGAAGAAGAAGAAGAAGCAGAAGAUGAAGAUGAAGAUGAUGAUGAUGAAAAACAGUUACAAAUUAAUCAACGGAUUGAAGUUGACGAAAUAGCAACCAUUGAUAUAAAUAAGGAUCACACAGAAAUCAAAACUAAGAAAGAUUGGCCGAAAUCAUCAUUUCUACCAUUAAAAAGCAUUUUAGUUAUACCAGGAUUUAGAAAAGACGAGAUUUCCAAUGGCAAUUUGGAUGACUUGUUCAAUACGGAUGAUGAUACUAAGGAUGAUAGCAACAAAGAUGAAGAAAUAAAUGAGACUAAUGAAUUCAAUAAAGAUGCGGGAUCUGCCAAAUCUGGUAAAUUAAACUUAACAAAAUUGAAAAUAACGAAAAAUAAAAAAUCAGUUCAGUUCGCUGAUGGUGUAAAACCUGGCGAAGGGACUAGUCCUAGCGGAGGUGAAGGUGACAUGCCUUCACCUCCUCCUCCUAAAGCGAUAGUUUUUCGUGAAGGAUUCAAAGACUUAAGAAGGGACAAAUUUUACAACUCUCGAAAAAGUAGAAAACAUGAUAAGAGAGCAAGACCACCAAAAACAAAAAAGAAAGUCAAGGUAAAGAUAAUCAAGUUGAAGAAACCACGUAUUACUCCAUUGACAGCUAUGAUGAUGGAUGAUUCUGAUGAAAUGGAUGAUCGUUCGCCACCCCCGCCGCCUCCCGGUUCUCCACCACCACCUCAUCUCUGGCCUACUUAUCUCUCAAUCUAUAAUACAACCGUUCGAGCAGUCGAACAACCACAAACUGUAACUACUAUCUUAACACCUGUCCAAGCUCCUCCACCGCCGACUCCGUUGCCUCUUCUAAUUCCGCCUCCUCCAUUAAAUUAUACCAUCCAACCUUGCAGUAAAUCCUAAAUUAACGCUAGCACAGUUUUUGUAAAUCUUUUAGAGCAAACAAUUUUUUUCUUAUAAAAGUAAAGAUAAUAAAAUAUCUGUGCACUAAAUCAUAUUGACUAUAAGAGUAAAGUAAAAACUGUAUAUUAAUUUUUAGUUUAGAUUUCAAUAAUGAUAAAGUUACAAGGAUAAAGGCUGUCAAGAAUAUGUAUCAAUAAUUAAUGUUGUAAAUAUUCUCGCAAUAUAAUCUUUUCCGACCAAGAAA
Molecule: messenger RNA, 8897 nt
Organism: Pogonomyrmex barbatus (red harvester ant)
Lineage: Eukaryota; Metazoa; Arthropoda; Insecta; Hymenoptera; Formicidae
Source: RefSeq, a predicted model, not a curated record